CCUCACAGCGAGGGACCGUCCCGUCUUGUCCCGGCUCUGGUCCGCCAGCAUCCCAGCAUGCCUCUGCCUCCGGAAGAGCGGCGGGGGCGGGGCCUAUCUGUACGCCGCUCCAGUGUUCUCUGUAGUAGGGAAGGCGGAGCUGGUUGCUGGGGCAGGGGGUUGUGGCGCUGUUGCUGCGGAGCCCGGGGCAGCAGGAUGUUUCGCCUUCGAUUUCUUGCUGCUGUGGCAGGCUUAGAGGCUGUUUCCCGAUGUUACCAUGGAAUGGCACAUCCCACCAGAAGCAGGCAAAGACUUAUGAUGGCAGCUUUCAUAGGAACAACUGCAGCAACAGCGAGUGCUGGACUCCUAUGGAAGAGAGCCCAUGCAGAAGCACCGUCAUCUGUAAAACACAAUGCAAGGACAGAAACUAAUGAAAAAGUGAAGGACCAAGAAGAGGAGGAGAAUGGCGAUGAUAGAAAGACUGUCGAGUCAAGUGGUGGAGGGGCUCAGCCCGAAGAGAAGAAGAAGAAACAACGUUCUGGAUUUAGAGAUCGUAAGGUGAUGGAGUAUGAGAACAGGAUACGAGCCUACUCCACUCCAGACAAAAUCUUCAGAUACUUUGCCACCUUGAAAGUAAUACAUGAGCAUGGAGAAUCGGAGGUGUUUAUGACACCACAAGAUUUUGUGAGAUCCAUUACUCCUAAUGAAAAACAACCAGAACACCUAGGCCUGGAUCAGUUUGUAGUGAAGCGGUAUGAUGGAAAGGAUUUCUGGCAGACAGAGAAGUUAUCCCAAGAACGAGAGAAGUUUGCUGAUGAAGACAGUAUAUUUUAUACACUUGGAGAAUGUGGACUCAUCUCUUUUUCUGACUACAUCUUCCUCACUACAGUUCUCUCCACUCCCCAGAGGAAUUUUGAAAUUGCCUUCAAGAUGUUUGAUUUGAAUGGUGAUGGUGAAGUGGACAUGGAGGAGUUUGAACAGGUCCAGAGCAUUAUUCGCUCCCAAACCAGCAUGGGCAUGCGUCACAGAGAUCGUUCUACUACAGGAAAUACUCUAAAGACUGGCUUCAACUCUGCCCUGACGACAUACUUUUUUGGAUCAGAUCUGAAAGGAAAGCUGACAAUCUCAAACUUCUUAGAGUUCCAGCGCAAACUUCAGCAUGAUGUUCUAAAGCUUGAGUUUGAAAGGCAUGAUCCUGUGAAUGGGCGGAUCACUGAGCGUCAGUUUGGUGGCAUGCUGCUGGCCUAUAGUGGAGUGCAGUCAAAGAAGCUCACUCUCAUGCUGAAGCAACUCAGGAAACAUUUUCAAGAAGGAGAGGGACUGACGUUUGAGGAGGUGGAAAGCUUUUUUACUUUUCUGAAGAAUAUAAAUGAUGUGGACACAGCUUUGAGCUUUUACCACAUGGCUGGAGCUUCUCUUGAUAAAGUUACCAUGCAGCAGGUAGCCAGGACAGUGGCUAAAGUGGAGCUCUCAGACCAUGUGUGUGAUGUGGUGUUUGCUCUUUUUGAUUGUGACGGGAAUGGAGAGUUGAGUAACAAGGAGUUUGUUGCCAUUAUGAAGCAGCGACUUAUGAGAGGUUUGGAGAAGCCCAAAGACAUGGGAUUUACACGGCUCAUGAGGGCAAUGUGGAAAUGCGCGCAGGAGACAGCUUGGGACUUUGCUAUGCCCAAACAAUAACUGCAGUAAAUGGAAGAACCUGGUUUACAACAUGUUAUUGGGGCCAUAAAUCUAUCUGUACUGCUCCUGCAAAACAUGCCAUUGUCAAUGCUCUGCAGAUGAACACUCUUCACACAGAAAUCUACUGAAUGAUAACAGACCCAUUGCUACAUUGAACUAGAAAAAAACCACCCAAAAGACACAGACUAUUAACAACUGGAGUUUUUCCAAACACCAGAACAGAAAUUGGAGCCUAUUGUAUAUUCUACUUUAAUUUUUCCACUGCUGAUGCCUCUUUAAUAUUAAUCUCUCAGGAAAAUUACAAGAAUAAUUAGUUCUGUGUAUUGAAGCCACCAGUUUCAUCUCCAUGGUAUGCUCCAGUGUCCAGCAAAACCAGGAUUUUAUGCAGAAUUGAAUAUGGAUAGCUUCAGAGAACAAUCUUGGUCAGAACAGUCCCAUAUGUGUCAAGCAGUGGGACAGAAAUGCCUAGCAAAUCUACUAGUAGCAAAUCCUAGUCUUUUGCUCCUGAAUUAUUUUUAGUUUAGAUUUUAAGCAUUAUUUACAAAAAGUGUGUUUACAAUGAGCUUUUGAAAGAGAGCUGGGUUUAUAGAAAACAAUAUCAAGCUUUGUUUGUUACGGAAGCUGUCCAUAAGAUUAAGGGCACAGGGGUAUCUUGCAAGCUUGGUGUGAAAUAGGGAUAUGCCUGGUCAAGCAGGGGGCUGUCUGAGGCUUAGUUACUGCCUUGGAUAUAAGGAGUUUAAAAUGGCUUAAUUUUUUUCCCACCUUUCUCCUCCCUCAGAAGAACCCUGCCUUGCAUAAGCAACCUAACGUAUAUGCUCUUUGUAAUUCUCUUUUUAAUAAGGGGCACCUCCCCCUAUGAGACUGUCCUUCUAUAUGGGGUAUUGGCUUUAAGGCUGCUAUUUACUGAAUGCUUGAACAUUGUAAAAUAUUACUUUAAUUACACUGGUUCACAACAAAA
Molecule: messenger RNA, 2614 nt
Organism: Mauremys mutica (yellowpond turtle)
Lineage: Eukaryota; Metazoa; Chordata; Testudines; Geoemydidae
Gene: MICU1
Product: mitochondrial calcium uptake 1
Exons: 14
Coding region: 58-1656 (532 amino acids)
Biological process (GO): calcium import into the mitochondrion; mitochondrial calcium ion homeostasis
Cellular component (GO): uniplex complex
Molecular function (GO): calcium ion binding
Source: RefSeq, a predicted model, not a curated record